This is a messenger RNA of Penaeus chinensis, 10445 nucleotides long. RefSeq names its product dnaJ homolog subfamily C member 13-like (gene Rme-8). Lineage: Eukaryota; Metazoa; Arthropoda; Malacostraca; Decapoda; Penaeidae. Gene Ontology annotation, cellular component: endosome membrane. The record is from RefSeq and is a predicted model, not a curated record. Gene Ontology annotation, biological process: regulation of early endosome to late endosome transport; endosome organization; receptor-mediated endocytosis.
AAGCGGUGCCAGUAGGGCGGAAUUCGAAAGGCAGAGACUCCCAGCAAAACACCCACCGUAAACACAAGAGAGACCUGUCACAGAUGGGAAUAUGGAUUUGUAUUAGUCAUUUACAUCGGGAAAACUUGCUGAAUUGGAGUAACAGUGUUGUUUUCUGAGACAUGGGGACAAACAACCAAGAUGUGGCAUGUUAUUUGGUUACAAAGCAUUCCGCAUGGAAGGGCAAGUACAAACGCAUUUUUAGCGUUGGCAAUGCGGGGAUUACCACCUAUAACCCUGGUAGCAUGGAAGUCACCAACCAGUGGUAUUACAAUGACUUUAUCAACAUAACACCAGCCUUGAAGGGCGUGGGCCAGGUCCCAAAUGAAUUCAUCAUAACUAUGAGGAAGGGCAAGAAAGUGGACAACAUGCGUUUCUCGUCAGAACAUCGAACAGAUAUAAUAUCAGAAGCCUUAAUAUUCAGACACAGCUUUGCAGAGGGAAUUGUAGAUAACCUGCGAGCCAAUGCCCAAAAGGUCCACUGGUCAGAUGCAAGACAUCCUGUCAUUCUGGAGGUCACUCCCUGCUCUGUUGAACAGCUUGAUGCUACAACUGGUGCUCCUCUUGCAUCCUACAUGUUUAAGGAUAUAGAGGCCCUUGUACCAGUAACGGGCCUUCCUGGAGGGUUGUGCAUUCAGAGUGGAGGAUUUGGUAGAUUACACAUCUUCUCAACAGACCGUCGAGAUGAAAUUCUAAAGAAGGUUGAAGAUAAUGCAAAGAAAUAUGUUGGUAUCAGCAUAAAUGCCAAGAAAGUGUGUAUCACAUUACAACAAGCACAGGAAAUCAGAGUUGGUAAAUACAGUGGGGAUGAACACAUCACAUCUCUGUGUGAAUUCACAGUCCAUAAAGUGAGCCGCCGUCACAAUGACCCAGUAAGAAGAACACUCUGUAUUAGUGAAUCCUGUUUGUUAGAACGUGACCCUAAUUCCUAUGCCAUUGUCACCCUGAAACCACUCUCGGAUAUAUUUGCUCUAGUCCGCCACCAAGAAAAUCCACAAAUGCUCACAAUAGAAUAUGUAAGAGGAGGCAACAGGGUUUAUACAUCAUCUGACCGUGAUGCCUUAUUAGCGUCACUGAUUGAUGGUGUCCGAGCCUCUGGCAACCUAGAUGUUCAUGUCCGAAUGACACCAACUCCAAGAGGGAAGAGGCUUGGUCCUCUCGAAGUUCCUGUAGAUGAGGAAGUAGAAUCCAUGCACCUCAAGUUUAUUCAACAGCCUCCUCCUGGUUGGACUUUUGCUGAAGCAGUUGAAAGAUUUAAUGUAAAUGUUUCCUAUUCCGGGCUGCUACAUGCUGUGACUGCUGAGGGUUUAUUUGCUGAAAAUAAAGAAAAAUUAAUAACUGGUGCCUUAGGGGCACUUGUGCUCCGAGAAGGAGAUCAAGCAACAUUACCAGCUGAAGAAGUUGAGGCACAGUUCCAUGCCCUGCGUAGAUUAGUUGCAUCAAAAGCAGGUUUUGCUUCUCUAACAUCACUCCCCAGGUUCCGAGAAAAAGUGGGCUGGAAAGUAGUUAAGGCACUGCAGAGAAAUAAUGAUGGAAUUAAUCAUGCAGCACUUGAUAUGCUGUGUGCACUCAUGCAGCCUAUGCAUGACAAUCCUGAUCUAAAGCAAGAACAGUUGAACAAAGCUUCUCUCCUAGCCUCACCAACAUUUCAAGAGAAACUAUUGGAAAAUUGGGUCCAUCAUGUGUCCCAUGGAACUGGUGCACUUGUUGUAUUGGCGAUGUUGGACUUUUUAACAUUUGCUCUCUGCGCCCCAUAUAGUGAAACAACUGAUGGUGCCCACUUUGAUCGUUUGUUAGAAAUGGUGGCAGAUAAUGGGAGGUCACUCUACAGGCUCUUCCAGCAUCCAUCUCUAGCCAUUGUUAAAGGUGCAGGAUUGGUAAUGAAGGCUGUUAUAGAAGAAGGUGAAGGCGACAUUCCAGCUCGUAUGCAGCUCUUGGCAUUAACAGAAGGAGCUCUGCCUAGACAUCUGUACACUGCACUCUUCACUCAAACAUCAGAUGGUAGACUCCUCACUCAUCGUCAGCUUUCACGGCACCUUGUUUCCCUGUGGGCAGCAGAAAACCCAUCUGCAGUUGAUCUUUUAGGACGGACAGUGCCACCAGGUCUUUUAGCCUUCUUGGAGAGCAAGGAAACUGUGCCAUUAGAUGACAUAGAUCGUUUGAACACAAGGGAUAACCUGAAGAUUGCAGAAGAUGAUGAGGAAAGAAAUAAGAAAAACCAAGUUUUAGAAACUUUGGACAGAGCAUAUAAGACAUCUGUCAAAAAAGUAGAAAGUUUGGUGGAAAAGCACAUGGAUAAGAUAGAGACGGUGGAAAAAUGUUUACAAACAGGAGCCAAACAAAUGGAGGCUUACUACGAAGCAUACCUCGAGAAACAUGUGGAUUUUGCCUUACAACAUUGGCGUUCUCGAAUGAAGAAGGAAAAGUCAGUCGAGGAUAGAUUCAGAGAGCGACCACUAGUGCUGCGCAAAAGAAGAGAAAAGUUAAAGGCAACAGCAAAUUGGCCUUUAUUCUAUUACAAAUUCAACAGGGAUCAUGCUCUUCCCAAUUUGAUUUGGAAUUACAAAACACGAGAGGAAUUGCGUGUAGCCUUGGAAGCAGAGAUGCGUGCCUUCAAUGAGGAUCGUGAUGUUCGAGGAAACAUGGUUAUUGCAUGGAACCACCUGGAGUUUGAAGUUAGCUACCCAUCACUGAAAGAUGAGAUUAAGAUUGGUGACUAUUAUCUGAGAAUCUUACUGGAGCAGGAAAAUAGUACUUCACCUGAGGAUUCUCCCAUUAGAAGAUCAUAUGAGUUUUUCAAUGACCUGUACCAUCGCUUUCUGUUAACACCAAAAGUGACUAUGAAGUGCCUGUGUUUGCAAGCCAUGGCCCUUGUUUAUGGACUACAUCACAGUGAUAUUGGUCCUUUUAAUGAUACACGCUACAUUGUUACCAUGCUGUCACGCACUUGUGAUAAGUUAGAGAGAGACAGAUUACUCCUUUUCCUAAAUAAGCUGAUUCUUGAGAAGGCCAAUGUCCGGGAGGUAGUGGAAGCUGGUGGAGUGCGCAUCCUCUCUGAUCUCCUGACUCUCGCCCACCUUCACGUCAGUCGUGCUGUGAUGCCCACCCAGUCAAAUGUGAUUGAAGCUUCCCCAGAUAUGGCCAGAGACACAGAGAAGGAAUGGUACUAUCAGGGCACCAACAAAGAGCGUGCUGGCCCCUUCAGCUUCAAGGAACUGAAGGACUUCUGGGCAGAUGGCACACUCUCCUUGAAGACCCUAUGUUGGGCACAAGGCAUGGAUGGUUGGCAUCCACUAAAUAACAUUCCUCAGUUGAAGUGGUCGUUGGCUGCUACGGGUAAUGCAGUAAUGACAGAAAGUGACUUAGCCACCCUCAUCCUGAAUAUGCUCAUCACCAUGUGUAGAUACUUCCCUUCACGAACAGAGGAUGGAGCUGUGAUAAGACCUCUUCCACGUAUCAAGAACUUACUAUCUACUCCUCUCUCCUUGCCACAUAUUGUUCAGUUGCUGCUCACAUUUGAUCCAAUAUUAGUGGAGAAGGUGGCAACUCUUCUAGUAGAGAUUAUGCAAGACAAUCCUCAUCUGUCCACUAUUUAUACAACAGGAGUCUUCUUCUUCAUUCUUAUGUACAUGGGAUCCAAUGUGUUGCCCAUUGGACGCUUUCUUCACAUGUCUCACAUGCAACAGGCUUUCAGAGCUGAAGAGAACCUGGGUGGUGAUAUUAUGCAGCAGAGCAUACUGGGUCAAAUCCUACCUGAGGCCAUGGUGUGCUACCUGGAAAACUAUGGUCCAGACAAGUUUGCUGAGAUAUUCCUAGGAGAAUUUGAUACACCAGAGGUAAUAUGGAGUAAUGAGAUGCGAAGACUAAUGAUUGAGAAGCUUGCUUCUCACCUGGCUGACUUCACUCCAAGAUUGAUGAGCAAUAAUCGGGCUCUGUACCAGUAUUGCUCCAUUCCACAUAUCACUUACCCACAGCUUCAGUAUGAACUUUUCUGUGACAUUUAUUACCUGAAGCACCUGUGUGAUAUUGAGCGCUUCCCAGACUGGCCAAUUAAAGAUCCUGUUGCACUUCUGAAGCGAGUCCUAGCAGCCUGGAGAACUGAAGUGGAAAAGCAGCCAUCAACUUUGAGUGUAGAAGAUGCUUACACAGAAUUAGGCCUAGAGCAAGAUACACGUCAUGAUGAUGCCAAAAUACGCAAAGCCUACUUUAGGCUGGCCCAGAAGUACCAUCCAGACAAGAAUCCUGAUGGACGGGAUAAAUUUGAGCGUGUGAAUAGAGCAUAUGAGUUUCUGUGCAGUAGAUCAGCACAUUCUGUGGAUGGCCCUGAUCCCAAAAAUAUUUUAUUAAUCAUUAGAACACAGAGCAUCCUCUUCUCAAGAUAUAAGGAUGUGUUGGCGCCUUACAAGUAUGCGGGAUACCCAAUGCUAAUCAAGACCAUCCAGUUAGAGGCCGAUGAUGAGCAACUCUUCAGCAAAGAAACAUCUCUCCUAGCAGCAGCUGCAGAGUUGACUUACCACACCAUUAACUGCUCUGCUCUGAAUGCAGAAGAGCUGAGAAGAGAGAGGGGAUUAGAGGUGCUUCAAGGUGCAUACAACCGCUGUGUAAAUGUGCUAAAUGCUAGCAGCAAACCUGGUGAUGUUGCAGUACAAGUCUGUAUCAAUAUUGCACGUUGUUAUACAGCUGCCGCAUCCUUCCCCAUGUGCCGCGAGAAGCUCAUCGAAAUGUCUCACUUUAUCAAGGACCUGUGCCACACACUCUAUUUCAAGAACCUCCUUCGUGUUUGCUUGGUGGGUGUAGAGUGUGUGUCAGCUUUGGCAGUCGACCACAUCCUUCAGAUGAACCUCCUUCAAGCAGGCAUCAUAUGGCACCUCCUCCUCUUCCUCUUCUCAUAUGACUACACCUUGGAUGAGGGAGGUGUCUCCAAAAAUGAAGAGUCAAACCAACAGGAGAUGAGUAAUCAGCUUGCAAAGUUGUCCCUUUGUGCUUGUGGUCGUUUGGCUGGCCUGUAUACAAAGGAGGAAGAAACUACCCCCUCCAACACAGUUAUUCAUGGGGUCCUGCAGAAGCUCCUAACACCCUAUGUUGUGUCCCUCAUACCUGCAAUGUCAUCAGAAGAGGUGUUGAAAAUCCUCACAAGUAAUGUGCAAACUCCGUAUCUCAUCUGGGAUAAUGGAACUCGCACACAGCUCAUUGACUUCCUAACUGAGAACCAGCAGGCACAUGUACGCACUGGACAGUCUGACCCAGAAUAUGGAGCAGCAUUUGAAUUUGAUGCACACAAAGAUGAGCUCAUUAUCGGAGGAGUCUUCAUACGUGUGUAUAAUGAGCAACCAACAUUCCUAAUACAGAAACCCAAAGAACUCACUCUGGAGUUGCUUCAGUACAUUGGUGGGGAAACUCAGUAUGUCCACUCCCUCUUGUCAUUGUCUGCUGCAUCGGUGUCUCACCCGAGACUGGCGCGAGUUGGGGAUGCACUGCGAGCCCUGGUCAAUGUUAUUAAAAAUAAUCCAGGACGAGACAGAAUAACAUCACAUGAGGGGGAGCGGGAACCAGGUGUGGAGAUGCAGUGCAUUGGUCACUUCAAGCUACUGUUUUCCUUGUUACGCCUUGAAGGAUGUGUAUCUGUACAGCAGUGUGUGUUGGCUGUAGUGGAGGGUGUCACUGGCAAUGCAGACUGUGUUAGUGAUAUUGCAGCAUCAGAAGUGUUGGUGUACCUGAUGUUGGCCUUACACUCUCCUUCCCUCAUCCCAGACCGCAUGACAGCUCUCAACAUACUGCAUGCACUCAUGUCUAACACCAAGAUUGUGAAGGAAGCAUUAAACAAAGGAGCUGUCAUGUACCUACUGAAUAUAUUCUGCUCCUCGGACGAUUCCGAAGUGCGUGAAAAAACAGCAGAACUCAUGGGCAAGAUGACAUGUGAUAAGCUGGUGGGGCCUCGUGUAAGACUGAUUUUGAACAAGAUCCUCCCCUCUGCCCUGGUAGACCAGAUGAGGGACUCGCCAUCCACUGCGGUCCACAUGUAUGAAGCGCAACAUGAAAACCCAGAGCUAAUCUGGACUGACGACUCGAGGGUCAGGGUGACAGAGACUGUUUCAAAAUUAGUGGAAGAGAUUCACUUGCAACAAAAGGAAGAUCCAAAUACUGUGUGGAAGUUUCCAGAGGAAAUCACUUUAUCCUCAACCUCAGGAGAGGUGGUGGUGGGUGGUGUAUACUUGCGGCUCUUGGUUGCAAAUCCUUCCUGGGUUCUGCGGAAGCCAAAGCAGUUUACAUCAGAUCUCUUUGAUACACUCUUGGAUCUUCUUGCAAAGGGAGGCAAUGAUGCUGAGACCCUUGAGCUAAUUGUGAACACAGUGGUUUCAGUAUUAAUUGCUCAGCGUAAUCUGUUGGAGUACCUGCCGCAGUUGGGUCACAUUCCCAGGCUUGUGUCUUAUCUUUCCUCAAAAAAUCAGACAGUGGCUAGAGCUGCUACUCUUGCUACACAUCAGUUUACACACAAUCAGGUGUGUGGCAAUAUUCUCGAGGGCACUGAAGUUGUGGCAGGAUUGGUGUCGGCCAUGAAGUUACGUCCUGACAUUGUGGGUGUGGCAUGUGAAGCCUUACACAAUCUUUUCUCAGGAAGUGGGUUAUCAGGAACAGCCCUUGUAGAACAGGGACUUCGGGCUAAUGUCAUACCUUUUCUCUUGUCUCUUCUUGAUGCUAAACUACAGGUCCAAAAUCCAGCAUCCACUAAAGCUCAGAUCGUUACUUGCCUGAAAACCAUGGCAGCCUCACCACAACAUUCUGAAGAGGUUGUGGCACUCCUAGAGAAGUCUCCAGUGUGGGCGCAGUAUAGAGACCAGAAGCAUGACCUGUUCUUGGACUCUGCACCAGUGGCUGGAUACUUGACAGCUGGUACACCAGGUGUGGCUGGAUUCCUCACUCAGGGCAAUGCCAGGGUCAUGUCCUCCACACCCCCUUCAGUCAACAACACCCGCAGACAGCCGGAGCUACCUUGAAUAAAACUCAGCAUACCAAAUAGAAAUUUUUGAUUUUUUAUGUUAGGGUCUAGAUUUCAAAGAUCUUAUUUUCACAAGCAGCAUUGUCCAUGGAUGGAUAUUUAGAAAACUGACCUUCUUGACUUAAGUGACAAACUGCCAUAGAAUAUUUGUGCGGAAGCUUGCUUUGUCAUAUUGUUUUAAUACAGUGCUCAUCUGCAGUAUAUGAAUACUGGAUUUAUGGAUCUUCACAGCAAAAAAGUAAAAUGAAAUAAAAUAAGUCGAUAAAACUAAACAGAAAAGAAUGUUAAAUGUAUUUUAGGAAUGGAAUAUUCUCUGUAUAACUAAUUUUACUCAGGUCUGUAAUAUGCCACCAAUUACUCUUAAUUUACCAUAUUCUUUGUGAACUAUUUUUUCAUUCUUGCUAGAAAUCCUUCUUGAAUUCCCAACACCGGAGUACAAUUAUUGCUGUUUACACAGUCAUACGCCACAGACACACGUGCAUACAUACAUACACACAUGCAUAUACACACAUACUCAGAAACACACAUGGUCUCUCUCACACACACACACACACACACACACACACACACACACACACACACACACACACACACACACACACACACACACACACACACACACACACUCUCUCUAUUAAGAAUACCUAUAAAAAUGCCCUGUGAAUUAUUUGCUAAAAAACUCUGAUAAUUUGAAAUUUAUAUUGACCUUUCGAUCAGCUGUUUGGAUAAUGUAUGAUUUUCUUCUACAGUUAAGCUUUCCGAAUGCACUCCCAACACAUUGCAAUAUUUUUUAAAGACUGUGAAACCUAAUGCAAUUGUAGGAUCAUCUAGGGUAGACUGUUUACUUUCUGACACUGGUGGCUAAGAUACUGCAUGGCUACUUGCAGCUUGGGAUAAGACAUCUGAAAGACGGAGUAGCACCUUGAAGUAUGCAGACUUUGCAAUCAAAGGAUAGUUGAUAAAAUCAUUUGUACUACAAAUCUCGCAUCAUAAAAUUUUUCUUUCAGAGAUUUUUGGGUAUGAUUUUAUAAAUAAGGACUACAUGUUUUAGUCAAUCAUGAAUUGCUUAUUUGUUGUUGUGGUUGUGCAUUCAGGCAAGUUCAUAUUGUGGUUAGGGAUUAACCUACCAGUUGUGCAGAAUGAUCUGAUUAGCACAAAACAAGAAGUUGUGACAGUACUUUCCAUGCAGUGGUCAUGGGUACAUCACACUACUGGAUUCACUGGUCAGUUAUGUAAGCCUGUCAGCAUUUCAAGAUUUGCUACUGUUUGAAGCUGGAAAGAGAAUGUUCCACCGUAUGUAUGGCUAAGCUUGUGCAUCUGUUUUCUGCUUGAUAUUUUGAUGCAUUGCAUCAGUAGCUUAUGUUUAAAAAAUAUUUAUAUUGGUCAUAAUAUAUAAGAUAAAGUGUUAUUAAAUUAUAAAAAUACCAGUGUUGCUCAUGCAUAUUGGAAUCUUUAAAGAUGAUGGAGAAAAGGUAGAUAAACAUUGAGCAUUAUACUAGGGAUUUAAAUUUAUUAGGAUCUUAAUUUUUAUUUCAUAUCUUUAUAUAGUUAUUUUUCAGUUCAUGUGUCUGUAUAUAUUUAUUUUCUUUCUUUCUUUCUUUUUGACCUUGUAAAAUUAAGAAUGUACAGGGGAGGUAAUCACCAUAAAUAGGAGUAAAAUUGGUCAUUACUAAGUGAAGCAUGGAUUUUUUAUUAUUUUUAAAAUAAUUAUCAAUAUGAUAAUUAUUUUAUUAUAUUUUUAAACAUUCCAAUUUUGCAUAUAAUGAAAAGCUGAACAUGUUUCCCUUUUUUCUGAUACAAUAAUUUUUGUCAUUUUUCAGUUGAUUAGAUUUGUGAUAAAAUGCUGUCUAAACAUUUAUAACUUGUAAAGCAUUGUAUAUGGUCUUAUUUAUACAUAUGAAUGGAAUACACAUACACACCCACACUAAGGCACACUUGUACUGUCAUGUUCUAUGUAUGUUUAUUGAAUAUGAAUACUCAUGCAUGUAGCACUAUUAUACAUUGUUAAAUAUAGCUGCAAAAUUUUGUAGGUAAAAAUGAAAUUACUCCUUAGUUUUGUAUUUUGUAGCUUAUAGAAAAGAGGAUUUCAGAUUGCAGUAAAUUUUAUAUACAAAUAUUUUUCGUAAAAUAUUAAGUGGGUGCUGGAUUUACUGCAAAAUUCCAUUUAUUUUAUCCAGACUAACUGUGCACAGUAGUUACAUAGUCUUAUACAGUGGCUUCAUUAGGUGGGUGUGUUCUUUUGUAGACACAGCACAGAAUAUUUUCUAGGCACGAAAUUUAUUGUUUGUCACAUUAAUGUAAUGACAAGGUCAUUCCUUCAUGACUAUUCACUUAUUUCUUCUUAAAUUUCUGUAAAUAUGAAAUUAUUUUUCCUGCUUUUGUUUAGUUUUACCAGACAGAUAAAUAAUGCAUUAUAAAAUUUAACAGCACCCAAAUUACCUCUCCAUACAUGAUACCCUAUAUAAGCAGACAAAAUGAACCAGAAAUUAAUGCUGUUUUUCUGUAAUAUUUAAACAAUAUUCUAAAGCACAUGCCUGCAACAAGAGGGAGGGUAAUUAGAAGUUAUAUUUAGUGGUAUAUAUUGAAAAUCCAACUGGAUAACAAGUAUCCAUAUAUGUAGUGCUGCCAUAUAUGCAUGUGUAUAUAUGUAAUUAUUUUAUGUUUCUUUCAGUUUUAAUAUCUCAUUGGUUAGUUAUAAAUUCUUGAUUUCUUAAAAGUUCAGUGCAUGUUGAAUAAAUAAUAGUUUAAUUAUUUUGUUAGUAGAUGGAUGAAGUGUCUAUGCUGUUCAGCUUCAUAAUUUAUUAUUCUUUAUGAUUAUCAGAAAGAGCCCCUUGGUAAUCUGAACAUGUUAAGUGAAGACCCUUAGUUGUUAGUGGACCUGUUUUGCAGCACUUUAACUGAGGUAAUAUGUUUACAUUCAAAUAUCUUUUCUUUUUUUUCUGUACUAGCAUUUAAAAAGGAAAAAAUCUAAUUUGUUAUUUAAAUAAAUGCCUAGGCAUAUUGCCAUUACAUUUCCAGUGUAUUGGGAUACCUACAUAGUUUUGUAUCCUUUUAUAUAUUAUUAUUCAUCCAUAGUUUUGAUUGUUUAAUAAUGAAUGGAUUAGAAAGAACAGAAAAUAGUACUCACUGCAAAAAUAAUAGUAAUUAGAAGGUUUAUAUCAGAGUAUGUGUUUCUUUGAGUUUAUUCUUAUUGAUUAUGAAUGGCAAAGAAAUUUAUGGGAGUAAAAGAUCUGUAAAACUAUUUACAAGCUGUCCUGUGAUGUAGGGAACAAUGGUUGUAGGAUAAUGUAUAUAACCAAUUUUUAUAAUUGUCUAUAAUAAAGAUUGUUACAAUAUUAAGUGAAAAUAAGAACAUUAUGUUAUAUGCAGUGUUCAUGACACUUGGAGAUGAAAAAAUAUUAAUUUAAAA